Molecule: messenger RNA, 1524 nt
Organism: Quercus robur (English oak)
Lineage: Eukaryota; Viridiplantae; Streptophyta; Magnoliopsida; Fagales; Fagaceae
Product: aspartic proteinase CDR1-like
Exons: 2
Coding region: 1-1524 (507 amino acids)
Biological process (GO): proteolysis
Cellular component (GO): extracellular region
Molecular function (GO): aspartic-type endopeptidase activity
Source: RefSeq, a predicted model, not a curated record
AUGGCUGUUCUUUUCAAUCUCUUUCUUCUUUCUUGCUUCACUUUGCUAUGCUUCACUACUAGCACAACAUCCUUAACCACCACUAGUCCCACCAUCACAAAACCUAAGCGAUUGGUCAUCAAACUCAUUCACCAUAACUCAAUUUACUCUCCAUACUACAACCCUAACGACACCAUAGCAGACCGAGCUAGACAUGCCAUAGACAAUUCAAAUGCUCGUUUAGACUACAUAUGGAAGAAGAUUCAAGGGAUUUCACUAGACACAAAUGAUGUGCGCUCUGGUGCUAUUCCUGAGGCUAAGCAUUACGCAUUUAUGGCAAAUAUAUCCAUUGGUUCACCUCCUGUUCCGCAGCUCCUAACUAUGGACACAGGCAGUAGUCUAUCGUGGACUCAGUGUCAACCUUGCAUUCACUGUUUUACCCAAGCUCUUCCAAUUUUUAAUCCACCCCAGUCAGCCACGUAUAGAUUAUUACCUUGUUUGUCUACUAUUUGCCAUCAAGCUCCCAGUAUGAUUUGUCCAGCUUCACGUUGUGACUUCGAACAAGAAUACAACGAUUGCACCACUGUAUUUGGGUAUUUGAUCACUGAAAAGAUCAUCUUUGAGACUUCUGAUGAAGGAAUAACAUCGGUACCCAAUUUAGUUAUUGGUUGUGCAUAUGACGUGGGUGGUAACUUUGGUACUUUGGGUGGCCAAACUAGCGGAAUACUUGGUCUUGGCGCUCAGAUGACAUCAUUGGUGAGUCAACUGGGUUCUAAAUUCUCUUACUGCUUUGGUUCUAUAUGGGAUCUUCAGUAUAGUCAUAAUCAGUUGACUAUUGGAGAUGGAGCAAAAAUAGAAGGCCCUUCUACCCCAAUUAAAAUUUUUGGUGGCGAUUACUAUCUAACCUUAGAUAGCAUCAGCGUGGGUGAGAAAAAGCUAGAUAUUUCUCCUCAAGUGUUUAAAUUGACUGAAGAGGACACAGGUGGAGUCAUUAUUGAUUCAGGGUCAACACUUACUUAUUUAACAAAAGCUGCGUUCGAUCCACUUAAAGAUGAAGUGCUAAGCUUAAUGGAUGGCUUGGUACAAUUCGUCGGGACGCUCCAUUCAAGUCCUUGCUUCACGGGGGUUAUUGAUCGUGACCUUGCUGGGUUUCCAGUAGUUACCUUUAACUUUGCAAAUGGGGUUGACGUGGCUUUUAGAUGUAAAGAGCUUUUUUCGGCCGACAGUUUUGAAUCGUUCCUCGUAGCUGUGGUGGUUCCUGACAGAAAGGCAUUACAGGAUUGGGCAACAAACCAUAAUGUCACUGGUGAUUUUAAUUCAUUAUGCGAAAACUUGAAGGCAAGGAAAUACAUUUUAGAUUUGCUUAAUAACACUGGUCACAAAAGCCAGCUUCGAGGUUUUAAGAAGUUAAGAGCAGUCCAUUUGGAACCAAAUCCCUUUGACAUGGAGAGGGAUCUGAUAACACCAACAUUCAAAUUGAACAGACCACGAUUGCUCAAGUACUACAAGGACAUUGUUGAUCAGUUGUACAGUGAAGCCAAGUGA